UUAUUCUCCGAUAGGCUGAAAAAUUUGCAAAAUUGAUCACUAAUCGUAGAAUGGAAGGCCCCAGCAGCAUGGUGAGAGUUGAUACGUUGCGGAAUCUACAGAGCCUGGCCAAGGAAGGAGAUGUGGAAGCAUUAUUUUCAAUACUUGAAGAGGAUCCCAACGUUUUAGAGCGUAUUGAUCAAGUACCAUUUGUGACUACUCCCUUGCAUACAGCUGCAAGGGAGGGAAAGAUCCAUUUCGCCAAGGAGAUACUAAACUUAAAGCCUUCAUUUGCUAGGAAGCGAGAUCAUCUUGGGCGUAGCCCCCUCCACUUGGCUUUGGAGGGAAAACACCUGCAGAAAGGGCUUAGUCCCCGUGAUUUGGAUUUGGAGAAGUACCAGGAACUUGUAACAUGGUUGAUAAAACAUGACAGUGAGGUUGUUCGUGUUAAAGCAAAGGGGAUGGUUACUCCUCUGCACUAUGCAGCUCAAGUAGACGAUGCAUCCAGUUUGGCUGAGUUUUUGUCUGUUUGUCCCUCAUCAAUCGAAGAGUUGACUGUUAAAUCUGAAACUGCUGUCCAUGUCGCCAUAAAAAACGAGAGUUUGAAAGUCUUUGACGCCUUGUUACAAUGGCUUCGACACGUCAACAAAGAGGAGAUCCUGAACUGGAAGGACGAGGAAGGAAACAAUGCAUUGGAUACGGCAUUAUCUGCAAAUCAAUCUGACAUGGUGGAGCAGUUGCUUGGAUAUAUGAGAGAGGAUAUAGAGAACAGUAAAGGUUCGACAGCUUUGGAUAUCUGCUCUGAGGAAAAUGAAGCUGUUAGGGACAAUCCACUUGCUGCUAGAGCUAAAAGAGCAUGUGAUCUCUGUUGUCCUUCACUAAAUAUUCCAGUAGCAGUCAUGAAGUUUCCUAGUCGCUUAUCGCUAGCAAAAAUAAUUCUGAAAAGCCCUGGGCAGGUAUACCAAAGCGUUGGUAAAAUUCCCCUUGAAAUGAGAAAUGUACUACUUGUGGUAGCUACAUUGGUAGCCACAGCUACCUAUCAAGCUGCACUGAGCCCCCCCGGAGGAUAUUGGCAAGAUGACGGCAAUCAGCUGCCUGUAGCCAACAACACUGGUAUCAGUAACACCACCACCUCUGCUAUCAGUAACACCAACACCACCACCGCUAUCAGUAACACCACCACCACCGCUAUCAGUAACACCACCACCGCCGUCUUUGGUUCAGAGCCUUCUGAACAACACCGUGCAGGGAAUAUGAUUCUGGGGUCUAUUACCCAAUUAGUAUUUUUGGCAAGUAAUUCUUUGGCUUUUUUUACGUCGGUGUGCUUAAUUUUGACUAUCAUAGCUGAGCUCCCAUUUUUGGAAAUCAAUGUUCUAAUGAUAUCUCUGAUGGUAGCUUCGUAUUUUAUUUCUAUUUUUGACACUUUUCACCCCACCGAAAGUAACUCUGUAAAGUCUGCGUCUAUCAUUAUUCUGUCUGCAGGUAUUUGUGCAGCAUAUGUUAUUGCAUUUUAUUUAAGCAGAGCCGGUGUAAAGAUGCGACAAGGUAGGGUGAAAACUUAGGAGCCUACGUAGAAAAGUGAAUUCAAUUUAAGCUGCCACUUGUUUAUGUUUUGUUGUUAAGAGCCAGCAAUAUUGUUUGUAAUGUUAUUGUCAUCCCUGCUUUUAAUAUAUUUAAUGAAUUUGUUUCUUUCACCGUUACA
This is a messenger RNA of Mangifera indica (mango), 1681 nucleotides long. RefSeq names its product ankyrin repeat-containing protein BDA1-like. Lineage: Eukaryota; Viridiplantae; Streptophyta; Magnoliopsida; Sapindales; Anacardiaceae. The transcript has 2 exons. Gene Ontology annotation, molecular function: protein binding. The record is from RefSeq and is a predicted model, not a curated record. Bases 51 to 1541 code for a protein of 496 amino acids.